Salvia hispanica is the source of this 1025-nucleotide messenger RNA. RefSeq names its product Peptidyl-tRNA hydrolase II (PTH2) family protein. Lineage: Eukaryota; Viridiplantae; Streptophyta; Magnoliopsida; Lamiales; Lamiaceae. Gene Ontology annotation, molecular function: peptidyl-tRNA hydrolase activity. Gene Ontology annotation, cellular component: mitochondrion; cytosol. The record is from RefSeq and is a predicted model, not a curated record.
AGUGCAAUUUGAUACGACGUCGUAUCUACAGUUAGCCUUCUUGGCCAAAUUUUAUCUCAUCCGUCCUGCAACCAUUUUCAUCUUCACAGCUUCAAAACAAUCAAAACUACAAAAAAUUACAUAUCUGAUGAGUUCGUAUAGGAACCCUUCAGCUAAAAAGAAACACCAGAAAAGGGCGGUUUUAGGAGUGAGUUUCAGGCCCGAAAACUUCAUCCCGGGCCUGAUUAUUGGCUUCAUAUGUGGGUUCUUUUUGGACUUGGCUAAGCCCGCAAAAGGCCCGAGUGGCAGGAAAAUUGGGAGCUCACCAAUAAGCAAAAAUCAUCAGCAGCCAAGAAUUGCGUCUAGCAACAAUGAGGAAGAGCUUAAAAUGGUCUUAGUAGUUAGGCAAGAUCUGAAGAUGGGAUCCGGAAAAAUCGCCUCUCAAUGUGCUCAUGCUGCUACUGGCAUGUAUGCAGAUCUCGUGCAAAGCAAUAGAUCUCUUCUGAGGCAAUGGGAGCUCUGCGGCCAAGCCAAGAUAGUCGUUACGUGCAAAAACCAGCAAGAAAUGAAUAAGAUAAAGGAUGCUGCUGAAACCAUUGGCCUCCCUACUUUCACAGUUGCUGAUGCAGGACGAACUCAGGUUUCUGCUGGCUCGAAAACUGUCCUUGCAGUCGGACCUGGGAAUAAAUCAGCUGUGGACUCUGUAACAGGGAAGCUGCGGUUGCUUUGACAUUGGUUCAUGAAUUUUACAUUUUAGACUGAUAAGAAAUGACACGGUGAAGACGCAAUUGGAUUCACAGGAGAGCUGGCUUGGACAAGGCGACCAUAGCUACGACCACGUGGUUCAAAUCAAAGGUGUUUAUUUGUUGUGUAUGUAAGUUAGCCAAGUCGUAGAGAGGUUAAUGCCUGAGUCCAAAGGAAUCGGGUUCGAGUCCUUCGUGACGCGGCCUUUAAAUUUAUUUGUUUAUUUGUUAACUAAAUUACAUCAUCUAUUUUACACAUCAUCCACACAUAAUUUUCAGGGAUACUAAUACAAUAUUCUUCAA